Triplophysa dalaica is the source of this 3971-nucleotide messenger RNA. RefSeq lists its product as uncharacterized. Bases 98 to 2968 code for a protein of 956 amino acids. The transcript has 17 exons. The record is from RefSeq and is a predicted model, not a curated record. Lineage: Eukaryota; Metazoa; Chordata; Actinopteri; Cypriniformes; Nemacheilidae. Gene Ontology annotation, cellular component: nucleoplasm; nucleus. Gene Ontology annotation, molecular function: ATP hydrolysis activity; zinc ion binding.
GGUGGGAGUGUCACACAGACCCAGAAAUGAAAGAGGAAGCGCUGCUGAGCUAAUCUUCACGCAUUAGUCUCUCUCUCUCCACCCGAAGCGCGUCUUCAUGAUGGCGAGACUCAGUGAACACGGCAUCCGUCUGAGCUCUAUGAGCCCGACGUAUCUGGAGAGCAACUCCACCAGUCACACAUGGCCAUUCAGCGCUGUCGCCGAGCUCAUAGAUAAUGCAUCUGACCCCGGCGUCACUGCCAAAAACAUCUGGAUUGAUGUUCUGACAGUCGGAGAACAGCUGUGUCUCAGUUUUAUGGACAACGGGAGCGGAAUGACACCUAACAGACUUCACAAAAUGCUCAGUUUUGGAUUCACGGAGAAGGGUUCUGCCAAAGGGAGUCACAAGCCCAUUGGGGUUUACGGUAACGGGUUUAAGUCGGGUUCCAUGCGUUUGGGACGGGACGCUCUGAUCUUCACCAAGAACGGAGGCUGUCAGAGCGUCGGAAUGCUUUCGCAAAGCUUCCUGCAGGCCAUCAACGCUCAAGCUGUCAUCGUACCCAUCGCACCCUUCAACCAACAGACCAAGACGCUGGUGGUGACAGAGGAUUCAGAGGCCAGUCUCAGAGCCAUCCUGAAAUAUUCUCUCUUCCCCACCGUGUCCGAGUUGGAGGAACAGAUGGACUCCAUACAGGGCAAGAAAGGCACUAAGAUCAUCAUCUGGAACAUUCGCAGAAAUAAAGAUGAAAAGCCGGAGUUUGACUUCGACACGGAUGCAGAGGACAUACGUCUGCCGGAAAUCUAUUCAGAGGAGGCGAAGGAGAAAUUGAGGAGAGAUUAUUACAGACACCGCAGAGAGAGUCACAGCACACCGGAGAUGGAGUUUUCUCUCCGAGCAUAUCUCAGUAUUCUUUACCUGAAGCCCAGGAUUCAGAUCAUCUUGCGACAGAAGAAAGUUCAAACUAAGCUGGUGGCCAAGAGUCUGUCUAUGAUCGAGAACGACGUAUAUAAACCUCAUUUCAUUAACGAGAGAGUGAAAAUAACGUUUGGAUUCAACGGGAAAAAUAAGGAGCACUACGGCAUUAUGAUGUACCAUCAAAACAGACUCAUAAAAGCCUAUGAGAAAGUCGGUUGCCAGAUCAAGUCAUCAGGUCAAAGGUCAGGGGGCGGUGUCAUCGGAGUGAUCGAGUGUAACUUCCUCAAGCCAGCUCAUAACAAGCAGGAUUUCGAGUACACUAAAGAAUACAGACUUACUCUGGCAGCUCUCGGGCUCAAACUGAACGACUACUGGCGUGAAAAGAAGGAAAAGAAAGCAAAAGAGAGAGAGUUUCUGGCCCUGGAGAAGAAAAAUGAAGACGAGGAUGCAGAGGAAUCUGAGGAAGAUGGAGAGGACGAUGGGAGAGGAGAUGAGGAAGGAGAUGAGGAAGGAGAUGAGGAAGAGGAAGUUGAUGUGACGUGGAUUCAGUGUGAGGAGUGUUUGAAAUGGAGAGGAGUUGCCACUCAUCUGUUCUCUGGAAAUAUUCCUGAUCCCUUCAGCUGCAUCAUGCAUCCAAUAUCACGUCUGAGGAGUUGUUUGUUGCCAGAAGACACAGAGGAGAACGUCACAACGCCAAGCUACCAAAAAACCUUCAAGAAACAGGAACAGGCAUCUUCGAGGAGGAGAGGAAGAUCUUUGGAGUUGAAGAAAAGCUCAGCGCGUCCUCUUUGUCGAGUGCUAUCUGAACCUACAUCAGAGACCAAACAGGAUGAGGUCACGGUUUCCAUGGAGACGCAGGUUACAGAUGAUGAUGGAGUCGCUGCCCCGGAAGAGGAGGAAUCGUCGCCAUCACCAAGAAAACGAAGGAAAGAAGCAUCUUCACACGAUGAAUUGUGGAAAUUAUCUUCAUACCUGGACGAAAUCGCUGACAUGCCUACUCGGCAUUAUCUAUUUACCGCAACAACAGAAAAAGCACAUCAAAUUCACAAAGCACCAGAAACAACAUAUGAAAUUCAGAAAGCAACAGAACAGGAAUCAACAGAUAAAGUUUAUGAAACAUCAAAAGCAGAAACAACAGAUGCAAUUCAGAAACCAUCAGAAACGGAAACCACUGAUAAUAUGAAUGAAGACUCGGACAAAGAAACAACAGAUAAAUCUCACAAUGAGUCCGAAACAAACACCCCACCAGCACCCGGCGUGAAGCCAGUGUCCCAUGAGGAACUCUUGCAUCCGGAAUCAGCUGCGCUCGAGAGUCCCGCAGAGAUGCAGACAUCUCACGGGCCCCCGCAGCCCAGAAACCUCCAUCACCCUCUGUCCCCUCACGCCUCCGUGGCUCAGACGGUUGUGGUCACGCCUCUGAGCCGCUCUGGGUUUCAGCCCGUUUCACCGUUGCCGGUGGACGGAUCGGACCGCGCCGCCCUCAGUCAUAGACUCGCUCAGCUGGAGCGCGAGGCCAAGCGGCUUAAACGAAUCCUGGGUAUCAGGGAGACGGUGAUGGAGGUGGCCAUGGUAACCGAUGGGGAAUCAUCAGACCUCACCAUGGCCGAGGAGCGGGCCACAUGUGCAGAGUCAGGGUCACAUGAACAGAGUGUGGAAAGACUGACGUCUGGCUCAAACCUGGACUGUCAGAGGCCGGAUGAACAGCUGAACGGUCUGGAGAAUGGGCCGGAAAACAUCUCUAAAGAUGAGCUUUACUGGAGUAAAACAUGUGCUAAACUCCAGACUGAGAAUCAGACUUUAUUUACCGAUCUGGACAAGAUGAGAACCGAAAGAGACCAACUGCUCAACCAAAUGAGACAAACAGAGAUAAACGAGAGGAGAGACCAGAGCACAAACACACCCAACCACACAUACAACAGCACCGUCACGGUGGACAGACUGCGAUCCAUCCGUCAUAAUGUGGUGGCAUUGCUGUCCUCCAUUCUGCCAAACCUAGAUAUGCAGGGCAUAAGCUUCGACACAGUUGAUGUAGACAAUAUCCUACAGCAGAUCAUUCAGGCCAACAACCUCUGAUCCUGGACCAGCGAUAACAGAAGUGACCUCAACAACAGGGGCUGGCGAUUACCAAAACUGAUGGUCUCAUGCGCCUUCGGUUAGAAAAAAGAAAAUUAUUUCAUCGUUUAUUCACCCUGAUGUCAUGUUUCUUUCUUCGGAAGAACACAAAAGAAGAUAUUUUGAAGAAUGUCGAUAACCAAACAACUCUGAACUGCACUGACUUUCAUUGCGUCAACACAAAACCAGCGAGACAUUUCUCAAAAUAUCUUCGUUUGAGUUUUAGGAUGAAAGAAUCAUAAACAGGUUUCGAAUGAUGUGAGGGGGAACAAAUUAUGACAGAUUUUUUUGUUUCGGCCGAACUGUCGUUUUAAGACACAGGUUUCAAGAAAACAAAUGCACAACGCAGUCACUGCUCCCAAACACACAGCAUUAAUGUCAAACAAUAAAUUUCAUCUUAUUAGAAAGAUUCAAACUACUUUUCACACACAAACACAGCUGAUCUUUCUUUAAACGAACGAAACCGUCAAAGCAACAAAUAUUUGCAUGUGCGAGUCUGAAGCACCUGUGACCUUCAGGAGAAUAUCACAUGCUUUCACCCUUAACCAUGUUUUCUUUAUUUUGUCCGGUAGGUUACCAUUUGUAUUACCAUAGUUUUACUAUAAAUGCCAUGGUUAGAGUAUGGCUAUUGUGGUGAAAACAUCGUAAAUCUUUGCUUUUUAUGGUUUUACCACAAAUAGAACAACAAACAUGGUUCAUUUCAUAAGGAAAUCUACAUUUUUUUGAAUCAAAGCAAUGACAAACACACACAGCCUUUCUCUCUCAUGCUUGAGGACAAACAACAUUCAAUUCAUGUCACAACUGGUCGAGAACACGGACGCGCGCUCGCACACUUUUUUGCAAAUUCCUAUGCUGCUUUACUUCAUAGAUAUAUUUAAACCUGCUUUUCUAUAAACCGUUCUGAGCUUACAAUUUAAGCAUCAUUUUUCUUGUAUUACUGUAUUUUAAUAAAUGUUUUUACUUA